This is a messenger RNA of Cyprinodon variegatus (sheepshead minnow), 2836 nucleotides long. Its product is annotated as meprin A subunit beta-like. The coding region runs from base 70 to 2019 and encodes 649 amino acids. The record is from RefSeq and is a predicted model, not a curated record. Gene Ontology annotation, molecular function: zinc ion binding; protein binding; metalloendopeptidase activity. The transcript is spliced from 15 exons. Lineage: Eukaryota; Metazoa; Chordata; Actinopteri; Cyprinodontiformes; Cyprinodontidae. Gene Ontology annotation, cellular component: membrane. Gene Ontology annotation, biological process: proteolysis.
ACUCCUCAGUUCUUAGUCAGGAAGAGGACGACGACUCCACCGGCUGACUUUUCUGAUACAGGUACAACCAUGAGACUACUAGGUUACUUUUGUCUUGUGUUGAACUUGGCAUUUUCAUCAGCACUCUCCCUCCCUUCUGCAGAGGUAGAGAUAGUUGAUGUUGGUGAAAACAACACUAUCGAAGAGGAUUUAACGCUUGAUGAUAUUCUUGAGCCUCCUAACAUUCAAAGAAGCAGCAUUCUACCUGGAAAUGAUCUCUGGACAUCGCCAAUCCCCUAUGUCUUGGAUAAAGACCUGGAGUUGAACGCCAAAGGAGUGAUCAUGAGAGCCUUUGACCAAUUCAGAUUGAAGUCAUGCAUUGAUUUCAAACCCAAGGAUUCUGAGGACUACUACAUCGAUAUCCAAAAGUUAGAUGGGUGUUCCUCAUAUAUUGGUCAACAAAAAUCUCCCAAUGGACAGGUCCUCUCUAUUGGUUCACGCUGUGACUUUCUUGGCAUUGUUGAGCAUGAGAUUCUCCACGCUCUUGGAUUCUACCAUGAACAGUCAAGAUAUGACAGAGAUGAUUAUGUGCAGAUCGUAUAUGCCAAUAUUAUAAGAGGUAAAGAGCAUAAUUUCAGAAAGGUCAGCAGUGAUAAAUCCACCACCCAUGGAACCCCAUAUGACUACAUGUCCGUGAUGCACUAUGGCAAGAAUGGUUUUAGCAAUGGGAAUGGGAAAACAAUCAUCACGUUGGACCCUAGAUUCCAAGAUGUUAUUGGUCAAAGGCUUGAAAUGAGUCCUACUGAUGUAGAAGAACUGAACCUCCUCUACAACUGCAAUGCAACUAUUUCCUUUAUUUUUUACUGUGGCUUUUCCAAUGGAACUAUGUGCCAGAUGAGUCGCUGUUCACAAAAUGGAAGUAACUGGGAAGUCGUCACACAAAUCCCUGGGGGUCCAAGCUCUGACCAUACCAGUCUAUCAAGUGGAAGUGGAGAUAAUGGUACACAAACGGGAUACUUUAUACAUGGAAGCACCGCAACAGGUCAAGAGGGCGAUUCAGCACGGCUGGAAACUGAAGAAGUGAAGCCUAAAAGAGGAUGUAAUGUUCAAUGCUUGCAGUUCUACUAUUUCCACAGUGGAAAUGAAUCAGAUGAACUUAAUAUCUGGAUCAGAGAAUUCCAAGAUGAACAGGACACCAAUGGAACUCUCCGCCUCAUGAGCCAGAUUACUGGUUCACCUACAUCUCACUGGAAGAUCCACCAUGUUUCCUUGAAUGCCACCAGGAACUUCCAGGUGGUGUUUGAGGUUCGGAAAGGAGCAGGAAACUCUACAGGAGGCUUCUCAAUUGAUGACAUUAAUCUCUCAGAGACAGAGUGUCCACAUGUUGUCCUGCAGAUUGAUGACUUAGAAAAUCUUUUAAACACAAGCGACACUGGAACCAGAAUAUUCAGUCCACGACAAUAUUCAAAAGAUGGCUAUGCAUACCGAAUAUAUGUUAGACUUGACAAAACAUCUGUUGGAAUGUUUGUGCAGCUCUUGUCUGGUGAUUUUGACAAUGAACUGCAGUGGCCUUGUCUGCAAAGACAAAUGACUUUCCAGCUGUUAGAUCAAACCCCGAACAAGAAACUGCAAAUGUCCAAGGAAAAUGCUUUUGUUUCAGUUGAAACUCAAGUGAGUAGUGGUAUACUUAUCUGGAACAAUCCCAGGGACAGUGGAACUUUGAUUCACGAUGAAUAUGAUGAGUAUUUUUAUGGUGGACCCGGCAGGGGUUACGGACCAUUUGCGACCUUGGAAGAACUGCAAUCCAGAGAGUUCCUCAAGGGGGGUAGUGCCAUUUUUAUGUUUAAUUUUGAAGAUCUCACCCCACUGAUCAAUGGAACUACUCUGCCAUGUCCUCAGUUAAGACCAAUAAACACAACAAAUCCUACCUCAAAUCUGGAAGGAGGUCCAUGCCUACAACGUAUUUCCGGAUUCUGUCCUGGUAUGGUGGCAUCUCGAUUCCUCGCAGUCUCGCUGGCACUGAUCUUACUGUUGUUCUGAAAUAUACAUCCAGAAUAAAUCCUUUUUGUCUGCAUAGUCAUACAAAUAUUUUUAGGUUCUCUCAGGUAUGCAUAAAUGACCUUAAAUUACUUUAGAGGAUGACAGUUGAUAAUUGGUUCUAAAAAGGUGAUUUGUAUAUCAAUUGUGGUGAUGGACAUGUAUUUUUUUUUUUGAGCAUGUAUCUGCAGUAUAUUGACGUGUAUGUCAAAAAUCUGUCUAAAGCUUGGUUUUUGUUUAGUCAGUUAGAUUCAUCUAUUCAUACCUGAAUUUCUGAGGCAAGCCUGUGAUAUUAAGUUUGAAGUGAAACAUAUAUUUUUGUUUCCAAAUAUAUUUUGCUAUAACGUGUAAACAUUGGUGAUACAUGGCCAAUUUAAAACACGGGCUGCCCUGUGAUACAGUGGGUAAUGCUGUUGCCCUGUAGCAAGAAGGUUCUGGCUGCAAUUCCUGGCCUGGGGUCUUUCUGCAUGGAGUUGACAUGUUCUCCCCAUGCAUGUUUGGGUUCUCUCUCUCCGGGUACUCUGGCUUCCUCCCACAGUUCAAAACAUAACUGUUAGGGUAAUUAGCUUCUCUGAAUUGUCUUUAGGUGUGAGUGUGCAUGGUUGUGUGUCUUUGUGUGUCUCUGUGUUGCCCUGCGACAGACUGGCAACCUGUCCAGGGUGUGACCCUGCCUCUCACCUGUAUACUGCCAGAGUUAGGCAAUGGGCCCACCAUGACCCUGCCAAGUACUAAGUGAGAGAAAAUGAUGGAUGGGUGAAUUUUAAAAUACUGUGUUUUUUCUUACUUUGUACAAUGUUCUAGCAAAUAAAAAAGAAUAAAA